UUUUCGCUCAUCAUAUCAUAUUGUGGUUUCUUUCUUUCUCUGCCAAAACAGAGCCAAUCUCCUCUCAACCCUUCCUUAACGCUGCCGCCGGCGUCGGUGGCGUCGCCGCUGCCAUCCUCAAAUCCGGAUUCAACAGCGGCAAUGGAAGCACCAAAGUAUGUAUGGGAAGGCGCAAUUCCUCUUCAAAUCCAUCUCCACGAAUCCCAAGUCACCACUCUUCCUCCUCCUCCUCCUGCUCUGAUCUUAGCUCCACGGAUCGGGUAUCUGCCGCUGUUAGCGCCUUUGAUUAAGCCCUAUUUUAGCAGCACACUUCCUCCAGGUGUUGAUACCAUUUGGUUCGAUUGCAAUGGCCUCCCUCUCAAAUGGUACAUACCAACUGGAGUUCUUUUUGAUCUUCUGUGCCCUGAGCCUGAAAGGCCUUGGAACAUUACUGUCCAUUUUAGAGGAUAUCCCGGAAAUGUAUUGAUACCUUGUGAAGGUGAAGAUUCUGUGAAGUGGAGCUUUAUAAACUCAUUGAAAGAGGCAGCGUAUAUAAUGAAUGGAAAUUGCAAGAAUGUUAUGAACAUGUCUCAGUCUGAUCAGCUGGAGCUUUGGCAUUCUGUCAUGAAUGGUAAUUUGGAAGCCUACCAACGGGUCUCAUCUAAGCUUAAACUUGCAACGGUUGAUGAUGAGUAUGCAAGUUUGUGCCUGCAAAAAUCUCAACAAUCCGUCAUAGAAACAGAUUUGCCUGCACAAGCGAAAACAGGAAGAGUUCCAGUUAGAUUAUAUGUUCUAAGUGUAAGCAAGGAUUUUGAUGAUUUGGACGAGAUUCCUCGAGUCGAUAGUUGGGAGAAAAUCUCUUACAUAAACCGACCUGUUGAGAUCCGCAAAGAAGGUAAGCAAUGCUUCUUAUGUAAGCGACAAACCUGUAACUGGCAGCUGUGCAUGUGGAGAAAUGAAUUGGAUGCUAACAGUCAUCUCCUUUAUUUCCAAUGUAGUAUACUUUGUAGAUCAAAACUGGACACUCUUAAUUUGUUUCUUUUUUUAUUGCAUCCCAUUUUGAAUUUUACAAUUUUUAUCUGCCUUUUGUGCUACAUGCAUUCCUCUUUCUUUGCAGAUAAAUGCUUCACUUUACACGAUGCUUUGAAAAUCCUUCUGCCGGAAUUGUUUUUAGAUGAAUCCUUAAUGAAUGUAAAAUUAGGCGGAGUAGAUCUUGAGGAUGCAGUUAGAAAUUCGAAUGAAGAUGUGACCAGUGUUAAGGUAGUGGAAGACCAGGGACAAAAUGUAUGUAAACAACCAGAGGCUUGCCGCAUUUCCAGUAGUGCCAAAAUCAAGCUUAUCCGAAUUCAGGGUAUCGAACCAAAGUUAGAGAUACCCUUCUCUUGGGUAGCAAACAAUUUAUUAAACCCGGACUAUUUUCUUCACGUCUGUGUUUGUGUCAAAGUUGCACAAUAAAAUCCCACAUGAAGGGGCUGGAUGUGUGGAUAUGUUUCUCCUGUUGUGACAAGGAGGUUAGGGUCUCUUCUUUUUAUUCAUUUUACACUCUGAAUAUGUUGAUUGCAUCAAUGUCUUAGCAAAAAAUGAAAAGAAAAAGCCACUGUGAUACUUAGAGGUAACACUGAACUGAGCUAGGAUAGGCUUGGCAUGGGUUUAUUCAGCCCAGUUUGAUCACUUAGUUAUUUUUUUUUUAUAAAUAUGAACACUUUGAUAUUUUAAAAUAAAGAAAAAAAAAGAAAAUAGAUGAUUUGUUCAGAAAA
Gossypium arboreum is the source of this 1736-nucleotide messenger RNA. RefSeq names its product autophagy protein 5. Lineage: Eukaryota; Viridiplantae; Streptophyta; Magnoliopsida; Malvales; Malvaceae. The record is from RefSeq and is a predicted model, not a curated record. Gene Ontology annotation, biological process: C-terminal protein lipidation; autophagosome assembly; nucleophagy. The transcript is spliced from 7 exons. Gene Ontology annotation, cellular component: cytoplasm; Atg12-Atg5-Atg16 complex; phagophore assembly site membrane. The coding region runs from base 142 to 1434 and encodes 430 amino acids.